This is a messenger RNA of Caenorhabditis sp. 36 PRJEB53466, 346 nucleotides long. Lineage: Eukaryota; Metazoa; Nematoda; Chromadorea; Rhabditida; Rhabditidae. The record is from the annotation of a GenBank genome assembly.
AUGCAAUUCUGGCACUUGCUGCUCUUCGUCGUCCUGUUCUUUGGAUCCGUUUUGGCCGCCGAUUUGGUAAGUUUGUGUUUAUGGAUGGACACUUUGCAACCUUAGGAUCUAAUCCACAGUCUUGGGCAAGUUUCCCCUCCAUCUGGUAGCCUGGUAGCCGGGACAACCUACAGUAACCCGUGCUCAAUUACAGGAAGGCUCUGGCUCCGGUGAGACAACUCCAACCCAACAAGAGCCGCUUGCCGUUCUUCUGAAAACCGAGGCUCUUCUCAGCGAAAGCCAAUCUCUCGAUGGAAGUGGCGCGGAAGCUUCCGGAGAGGACGUCCAAACCUUCUUCUUCUUCUGA